Nomascus leucogenys (northern white-cheeked gibbon) is the source of this 3235-nucleotide messenger RNA. It is a transcript of the gene XYLB, whose product is annotated as xylulokinase. Gene Ontology annotation, cellular component: cytosol. The record is from RefSeq and is a predicted model, not a curated record. Gene Ontology annotation, biological process: xylulose metabolic process; D-xylose metabolic process. Gene Ontology annotation, molecular function: D-xylulokinase activity. NCBI's taxonomy places the organism in Eukaryota, Metazoa, Chordata, Mammalia, Primates, Hylobatidae.
GUCUCUGGGCGCUGGAGCGCGGCGACGGUCACGCUGCGUGGCGGACGGACGGACUGACGGACGCGCAGCCUUACCCGCUAGGGCCAUGGCGGAGCACGCUCCUCGCCGCUGCAGCCUGGGCUGGGACUUCAGCACGCAGCAGGUAAAGGUUGUUGCUGUUGAUGCAGAGUUGAAUGUCUUCUAUGAGGAAAGUGUGCAUUUUGACAGAGAUCUUCCAGAAUUUGGGACUCAGAGUGGUGUUCAUGUGCACAAGGAUGGGCUGACGGUCACUUCUCCAGUACUGAUGUGGGUCCAGGCACUGGAUAUCAUCUUGGAGAAGAUGAAGGCUUCGGGCUUCGACUUCUCUCAAGUCCUAGCCUUGUCCGGGGCAGGCCAGCAACACGGAAGUAUAUACUGGAAGGUUGGAGCCCAGCAGGCACUGACAAGCCUAUCACCAGACCUCCUGCUUCACCAGCAGCUGCAGGACUGUUUCUCCAUCAGCGACUGCCCAGUGUGGAUGGACUCCAGCACCACAGCCCAGUGCCGCCAGCUGGAGGCUGCCGUUGGCGGGGCUCAGGCUCUCAGCUGCCUCACGGGGUCCCGCGCCUAUGAGCGUUUUACAGGAAACCAAAUUGCAAAAAUUUACCAGCAGAACCCUGAGGCCUACUCACAUACGGAGAGAAUUUCUUUGGUCAGUAGCUUUGCUGCUUCCCUGUUUCUUGGCUCUUACUCCCCUAUUGACUACAGCGAUGGUUCUGGAAUGAAUUUGUUGCAGAUACAGGAUAAAGUCUGGUCCCAGGUUUGCCUUGGUGCCUGUGCACCUCAUUUAGAGGAGAAGCUUGGCCCACCAGUACCAUCAUGCUCAGUUGUGGGAGCCAUUUCUUCCUACUACGUCAAGCGCUAUGGAUUUCCUCCAGGAUGCAAAGUGGUGGCCUUCACUGGGGACAACCCGGCAUCGCUGGCAGGCAUGAGACUGGAGGAAGGUGACAUUGCGGUCAGCCUGGGCACCAGUGACACCCUGUUUCUCUGGCUCCAAGAGCCCAUGCCUGCCCUGGAAGGCCACAUCUUCUGCAACCCGGUUGACUCCCAGCACUACAUGGCACUCCUGUGCUUUAAAAAUGGCUCCCUCAUGAGAGAGAAGAUCCGCGACGAGUCUGCGUCCCGUUCCUGGAGCGAUUUCUCUAAGGCACUGCAGUCCACAGAGAUGGGCAACGGCGGAAACCUGGGUUUUUAUUUUGAUGUAAUGGAGAUCACCCCUGAAAUUAUUGGACGUCAUAGGUUUAACACAGAAAACCGCAAGGUCGCAGCAUUCCCUGGGGAUGUGGAGGUUCGAGCACUGAUUGAAGGACAAUUCAUGGCCAAGAGGAUUCACGCAGAAGGCCUGGGCUAUCGAGUCAUGUCCAAGACAAAGAUUUUGGCCACAGGAGGAGCAUCUCACAAUAGAGACAUCUUACAAGUGCUUGCAGAUGUGUUUGGUGCCCCGGUGUAUGUUAUGGACACUGCCAACUCAGCCUGUGUGGGUUCUGCAUACCGAGCUUUUCAUGGUCUUGCAGGUGGAACAGAUGUGCCCUUUUCAGAGGUUGUGAAGUUAUCUCCAAAUCCCAGACUAGCUGCUACCCCAAGCCUGGGAGCUUCUCAGGUCUACGAGGCCCUUCUCCCCCAGUACGCCAAACUCGAGCAGAGAAUCUUGUCUCAGACCCAGGGGUCUCCGGAGUGAACAGGCAUCCCUGUUGCCCCUGCCUACCCAGAUUUACUGACCCCACUUGGAGACAUGGCCCCAGAUCCACUUCUCCGUUCUGAAGAGCUCUUCCUGCCCCUACUGAGUCCUUGGAGUGUCCAGGACCAUCUUAAAGCCCCCCUCAGCACAUCUGCCUGAAGAUAGGCCUCGUGUCCUUGUGCCCGUGUGCCCCAGGGCAGGAAAGCAUCCCUCUUUUCCUGUCUUUUAUCCCAGGAGGCAGGACAACACUGAGACUGGGAUACGUCCAAUAAAAACUAUGACUUCCCCUUGCAGAGGCAGAAUUACAGCUAAUCUAGGGACUCAAAUCAGCAGAAUGGGGGAAACAAAGCCCUGUCUCACCCCCUAACCUCAUCCUAUCUCUUUCUCCAACCCUGACUGUCUGCCCACUCCUCCCCAAACCAUGACCCACAGCUGCCCCCACCCCAUACCUUGAUCUACCAUCCAUCCUCUCCCCCAAUCCAAACCCCACAAUCUCUUCUCUCCCACACCCUGCCCUCCUUGUUUCAGCUGUCUGAGGUGCCUCCCAGGGCCUCUCUUACUUGCUCCAUGCUCACCCUCUCCAUGCUGUCCCCAUUCUCUCCUUUCACCAUCUCUUCUCUCCCCCUCCUUCAUCUCUCCUCUCUCCCCAGACUCACUUGGCAUAAUUCACAACCUCCCACCCAAACAAUGGGCCUGGUGGACCUGCUUCCUGUGCCCUCCUUUUAGCUAUGCCCACAGAUCACUGAGAGGGACCAUCUCCCAAGUGGCGCAGUUUAGAACUUCUCUCCCUUUUUCUCCCUCAUUCCCUAUCUCUUCUUGCAGUCUACUUGUUGAAGUUGUGUCAUUUCUCUGGAAGAAUUUCCAAAAUUCUGGAUUUCUUUUUUAUUUUGGAGUAUUUCAUCAGCUGAAAAGUUGUGAUUCUCACUUUGAGUUUUCUUCCUAUAUUUGUAUAGUGAGUUCCUUUUUCCUUCCUCUUUAUCCCUCCUGUUUUUCUUUAUUCCUUGCUCAAAUUAUUGCAAAAGCCUCUGUAGAAAGUCCUCUGUGAUCUGACUCCUGCAGACUCUUCCAGAUUUUUCUUCUGCCCCAGGCCUUUACUGAGCUCAGGACUCCAGCUAAAUCAAAAUAUUCAUGUUCUCACCCAGAGUGACAAAAUCCUGCAGAUAGGUUUGAGACCUGGUGGAUCAGAGCAGUAGCUAGUGGGAAGUUAAAAGGAAGGGGCUUAGAAAAUGAAUGGGACCAAAGGCAUCACUUCUGAUGGAGAUGAAGCCAUCUUGAAAGGGAGUGGUGUCCUUUGGAGGCAUGGUGGAUGAAAGGGAGCAAAGGAAGCAAGAGGUUAAAGAUAACGGCCCAUUAGAUACAACAGCAAGCCCAAGAUUCCAAAGAAGACAGACAACUCCCCCUAGUACCACCUAGACGUUACUUUUUAAAGACAUUUUACAUUAUUGACCAGCAGAAAAAGGCUGUCUUCGACCAUGAAACAGUAAACUGUAACAAAACACUUCAACAUGAAUUUGAAAAUAAAUAAUUAUGGAUAUAAAA